Etheostoma spectabile (orangethroat darter) is the source of this 5021-nucleotide messenger RNA. RefSeq names its product histone deacetylase 5 (gene hdac5). NCBI's taxonomy places the organism in Eukaryota, Metazoa, Chordata, Actinopteri, Perciformes, Percidae. Gene Ontology annotation, biological process: negative regulation of transcription by RNA polymerase II. The record is from RefSeq and is a predicted model, not a curated record. Gene Ontology annotation, molecular function: histone deacetylase activity.
UUAUUACCCAGUGCCCCCCCCCCAUGUCCCCCUUCCUUCCAUUUCCCUCUCUCUGUCAUUCUCUCAGCGCUUGGUUCUAAUUUUGGAAGCAUGGAACCUCGGGGAGCGCUCUCCCAAAGCUAUUUACGUCCUCCCCCACCUCCCCCUCCUCCCUCUCCUCAUCUCCUCUCCCUCUCGUCGGCCGGGAGGAGAACAGCAUGAAGAUCCUUUGAUGCAACCGAGCAGGGGAAUUCUGCUUCUCCUCGUCUCUCUGGAUUUUUUGUUGUUAGCUGCGGAAAAAGUGGCGAAGAGGCUGCAGCAACGGAUUCCUCCCAUCACGCCUCAGCUUUAUGGAAAUGUUUAAAAAAAAAAUUUACAGGCUACACACAGCAUCUGGAAUUUCUCUGAUUGCCUCCUGGUCGGGGUUUUCUUGUUCAGUUUGGUUGGCAAAGACUCAGUGCACCAGAGGAAACAAACUUUUUUCCCUUCUUUUUUCUUCCAUCUGCAACCUACCAGCCACUGCCACUGCUUUAAGAUCCGGAAAAGUUCUCUGCAUGGAUCAGGACUCCAGGUGAUGUAGACUGACCGGAGAAAGUCACAUUUCAGCUUAUUGCAAAGACUGAAUUCAAGCUGUGCAUCUUUCCCGUUUUGCCGAUUUGGAUUGCUUCCUCCAGCCGAGCAAAAAGGCAAAGAUCUCUGCAAGCUGCAUCUGAGGCUCCACCACUAGAAACAGAAAGCAGGAGCUUCGUCCUAGGUGUCAGGGACUGGCCAGCACGGACUGAAGAGCCAGACAGCACUGUCAAUAAAUCAAACUGAACAGGAUAUCUAUCACAAUAAAAGCACAUUGGAGGCUUUUCUGCAUUCUCUUUGGGAUUUUUGAUGGAAUUAACGGUAUUUUCACCCUCCAAAUCAGUUAAAUGAUGAUCAUUAUUACAAGAAAAGCUCAGAAAACAAUUUUUGAAGUUUUCUAUUUUUAAGUAACCGAUUCAUUCAUUUCAAUCCCAGACUGAGUAAUCUUUGAUAAAAUCUUUUUGAAAGAAUCUUUCAGUGCUUGGCAACUUGAAUCCUAAACGGAGCUAUGCCGAUAUCUCGGAAGAAGAACUGACUUGGUGUUUUAUUCUGUGACAACGAAAUAGAGCUGCCUCUUGUCGGGGCAUGCUGUUGCAUCCCACGGUGUCAGGAUUGUGCACCAUGUUGCAGACCAUCUACGAGACGGAGUCCUGUUUCUCCUCCGCCAGCACAGACAGCCACCACCAGCCUCUGGAGCUCCUGAGUGGCAGCAGGGGCUCCAGCAGCACUACCAUGCCCACUGCCGUAGUGGAGGUGAAGAGCAGCCUCCCAUCGGGCAUGCAGAGCCCAGGAGGAACAGCAAGCGAGCAGCGAGGAGGAGGUGGAGAAGUGGGUGGGGGUCUGGGAGAAGGCCCAGGAGCAGGAGGCGGAGGCGGCCCAGUGGAUCUGCGGACAGAGCCCAGGGCGGGCUCUCUGUCGGCGGGCGCGGCGGCGGUGGACACGGCCAUGAGGGAGCAGCAGCUCCAGCAGGAGCUGGUGCUACUGAAACAGCAGCAGGAGCUGCAGAAACAGCUGCUGUUUGCAGAGUUCCAGAAGAAACACGAAGUGCUCACCAGACAGCACGAGGUCCAGCUGCAGGAGCACCUGAAGCAACAACAGGAGCUAUUGGCGGCGAAGCGGCAGCAGGAGCUGGAGCAGAAGAGGAAACUGGAGCAGCAGAGACAUGAAGAGCAGGAGAAACAUCGGCUGGAGCAACAGCUGCUGCUGCUCCGGAACAAGGAGAAAGGCAAAGAGAGUGCCAUUGCCAGUACAGAGGUGAAGCUGAAGCUGCAGGAGUUCCUUCUGAACAAGAAAGAGCCGGGCAUCGGCGGACUGAACCAUUCCUUCUCCCCAAAGGGCUGUCUCAGAGCCCAACCUGAAGGUGCGUUCACGGCUGAAGCAGAAGGUGGCAGAGAGGCGGAGCUCUCCGCUCCUUCGCAGGAAGGAUGGGACCGUCAUCAGCACCUUUAAGAAGAGAGCCAUAGAGAUAUCAGUCUCCUCUCUCUGUAGUAGCGCUCCAGGUUCAGGUCCCAGCAGCCCCAACAGUUCCAACUCAGCAAUCUCCAAUGGCAACACAGGGUCGGUCCCCAACAUACAGACCGAGCUGAGAUCUCUUCAUCAGACGCUGGGGGCUGAUGGGACAUUAAGUCCUCUGAAUCUCUACACCUCGCCCUCCUUACCGAAUAUCUCCUUGGGGCUCCCUGCCAACACACACAUCACACCCUCCCAAGCACUGUCUAACCAGCAAGAGGCUGAGCGCCAAGCCAUCCAAUCACUGCGAGGGGGCGGAGCUCUAACAGGGAAGUUUCUCUCCACAUCGUCCCUACCCGCAGGCGUGGGCCAUGAGGUAGAGACACCCCCCCCUACCUCUCAUUCUGCCCAUUCCUCGUUGUUGCAACAUGUACUACUGCUGGAGCAGGCCAGACAGCAGACUGCAAUGCUAGCUGUCCCCAUGUACAGCCAGUCGCCGCUGGUUACGGCAGAGAGAGGCGUGCCCAGUGGCAUGCGGGCCGUCAACAAGUUGCCUCGCCAUCGGCCGCUGGCUCGGACCCAGAGUGCACCUCUGCCCCAGUCCCCCCAGGCCCUGCAGCAGCUGGUGGUCCAGCAGCAGCACCAGCACUUCCUGGAAAAACACUACAAGAUGCUAUCCAAGGGGACCGAGCUGCCCAGGCCGCCGCCCACCCACCCAGAGGAGACAGAGGAGGAGCUAACAGAGACCAAUGACAUGCAGGAGGACGACGAGGGGACAAGCCUCCACAGGCUUCAGAAGGAGGGGUCAGACGACAGCACGCCCUCCUCGGAGCAGGCCUGCGUGCACGUGAAGGGCGACGAGGAGCACGGAGGCAUGCGCGUGAAGGGGGAGAGUACAGAGAGCGAGCUGGAGGAAGAGGACGAGGAAGACGACGCCAUCCAGCUGAGGGAGUGCGACGAAGAGGAGAAGGGGAGCUACACACAGGCCUUGCAGCAGCUGGGUGUGUUCCAGUCCUUGUUGCCCCAUAGACCUCUGGGAAGAGCGCAGUCGUCCCCCGCAGCCACUGUCAAUCCCAUCAAACACCUCUUCACUACAGGACUUGUGUAUGACAGUCUGAUGUUGAAGCAUCAGUGUGUUUGUGGCAACGCACACAUCCACCCAGAGCAUGCUGGGAGGGUGCAGAGCAUCUGGUCCAGACUGCAGGAGACGGGCCUGCUGGGCCGCUGUGAGAGGAUUCGGGGGCGUAAAGCGUCUCUGGAUGAGAUCCAGUCUGUCCAUUCAGAGUUCCACACUCUGCUGUAUGGAACCAGUCCGCUUAAUCGACACAAACUGGACCACAAGAAGCUGCUGGGUCCAAUCAGCCAGAAGAUGUAUGCAGUUCUUCCCUGCGGAGGAAUAGGGGUGGACAGCGACACGGUGUGGAACGAGAUGCACUCGUCAGCGGCGGUCCGCAUGGCGGUCGGCUCAGUCAUCGAGCUGGCCUUCAGAGUGGCGUCAGCAGAGCUGAAGAAUGGCUUUGCAGUGGUGCGUCCACCCGGUCACCAUGCUGAGGAAUCCACUGCCAUGGGGUUUUGUUUCUUUAAUUCAGUAGCCAUCACUGCCAAGCUGCUCCAACAGAAACUAGGAGUGGGCAAGAUCCUCAUUGUGGACUGGGACAUUCACCAUGGCAACGGCACCCAGCAGGCCUUCUACACUGACCACAACGUCCUCUACAUCUCCCUCCAUCGCUACGACGAUGGAAACUUCUUUCCUGGCAGCGGUGCGCCUGAGGAGGUGGGAUCCGGUGCAGGUGUUGGUUUUAAUGUGAACAUAGCGUGGACUGGUGGAGUAGAGCCACCUAUGGGUGACGUGGAGUACCUCACUGCUUUUAGGAGCGUGGUGAUGCCCAUCGCCCAGCAGUUCAGUCCAGAUGUGGUUCUGGUGUCUGCAGGCUUCGACGCGGUGGAGGGUCAUCAGUCUCCUCUGGGAGGAUACAACGUCUCCGCCAAGUGCUUCGGUCAGCUGACGCAGCUGCUGAUGGGUCUGGCGGGCGGGCGCGUCGUCAUGGCGCUGGAGGGCGGUCACGACCUCACAGCCAUCUGUGACGCGUCGGAGGCCUGCGUCGCUGCGCUGCUGGGAGACCCGUGUGACUCUGGGUUCCAGUGGCCUCAGGAGCAGCCAUGUCCUAAAGCCUGGGCCUCGCUGGAGAGAGUCAUAGAGAUCCAGAGUAAACACUGGUCUUGUCUUCAGAGCUUGUCUCAGACGAGCGGCCACUCGCUAUUGGAGAGUCCUCUCGGGGCUCAGGGCCAAUCAGAGAAGGACGAGGCAGACACAGUCAGCGCCAUGGCCUCCCUGAGUGUUGAUGUGGAGCAGCCAGGCUCGGAUCCUGAUCCAGAGACUAGCAGGUCCACAGAGGAGCCGAUGGAGAGAGCCCGUGUUGUAGGAACCUCGACAAGAAAAAGUCCACACAUCACACCUUCUGGCACCUCCUCUUCCUCUUCCUUUUCCUCUUCUUCCUCAGAAGAACACACACACACACACACACCCAGAGUGGAAUUGUGUCGUUGGCUGAGGAGAACGUUACGGGGGCAGUAAAGAAGGAGACUGGGAACACGGACUCAUCUGGUUUCUACUGGGUCCUCAGCCCGAGGAGGAGCAGACGACUUGUUGGCAUCUCCAUGGAAACCCAGAAAGAGGAGGGUCAGCAGAGACACCAAGACCUGCGGAUUUUCCACCUGUACACCAGCACCACUCCCCACCCCCCCCCCCCCAAUCAUUCUUCUGUCUUUCUAUCUUGUCCCUACUCCUCUGUUUCUGCAGCGGGACAAUGAGUGUGGGACAAGAAUUUGGAAUUCAAAAUGUCAGACACCAAGUGGACGACUUGUCUUCUUGUCCGUCUGUCCAUCUGUCCGUCACAGAGGCCGAGCGAACGUGGGCUUGGCUGGAAAAGGACGAGUAAACCUUUUUUAGAAUGAGCGGAGGAGGAGAAGGAACUAGGUGCCUUUUGAAAAAAAAUAUAUAUAUAUACCUGUAUAUACACACA